AACCGAAUCCUAUUCCAACCGUUCAUAUGACCGUGCCAAUUGGACAAGGUUGAACCGGCCAGCCAAAUAUUGGUUCGACAACCUUGAUCGUCAGUCGUCACUAAUGAGUAAUUACUAAUGCAUUGGGUAAAAAAUAAUUUGUGCGGGUAAAAACCUCUUCUUUUUUCUUUCUAAAUGAAAUAGGACGGGAAAAUCAAAAUGUUCUCCCUUGCUCUCUGUAACAAUGACAGCCAAAUUCGUCAACUCUUAUGAUGACUAGUUCAAGAAAAAGAGAAAGAUCUUUAGAAAGGCAGCCAGUUGGGCAUCAUUAGGAAGAAAAUGGACAAGUAAAGCAGUUGCUUCCACUGUCCAGUUCCCUCUUCUUCUCCGCCACACACCGUUCAAAGUUGUUCCACGAAACAACAACAGCUCGUCACCAGCUGUAUGUAGGGCUAAUUCUUCCUUCCAUCAUGGCUUUUUUUUUGCCCACCACUAGCAUUUACAGCAGGUAAACCGAGAGCUAGCUUUCCCCAUCAUUAAUUAUCCUCCAAAAUGGGUGAAUUGUGAAACCAUGAAUUGUGAAACCAAAUAGUUGUGUGCCGGCCGGACCAUUUUGGUCUGCCGCUGAUGGGCAGAGCAGAGGUGGCCGGGCAAAAUUUGACUAAUUCAAUUGCCGGUCCCAUCCCACUUGGUUAAAAACUUUAAUCAUAUUCUGGGUCUUCUUUUUUCCCCUCUUUCCCUGUGAUAUGCAGUGUGAAAAUUCCCCUGUGGCAGGUGAUUUGAAUAGAAAAUCAAUUUCCCUGUUUGCUCUGCUCAUUGCUGCCUGCUACUGUGUACAUCAACACCUCACUUUCUCCCUCUCUCUCUCUCACUCUGAAGGCAUUAGAUUUCGUAAUUAAAUGCGGAGAUUUUCCAGCUUGUUAAACAAUUCCAUUGUUUGAAAACACAAGUUGGGCUGAUUUGGGGAAGGCGAGGGAGAGGGGGAGAAGAAAAAGAGGCAGAGGUAGGAGACGCAGAAAAAAACAAACUUUUGGGGAAGAAAGAUAGAAAGCAGUGUAUUAGCUUUGGAUUCUCGGUCGUGGAGAUGUACUGUGGUGGUGGGAUUGAUGGGUUGUGGGCUCAUUCGAUGCUUUUCGGAUAUGAAAGGUACUUUCUUUCUUUUCCUUCUUUGGACAAGCUCUUGAUUUGAUUCCCCUAAUUCGCGUUUUCCUUGAUGUAUGUUUUUUAAGUCAAUUGUUUAUGGUUCUAGUCUCCUACCCAUUUCGGUUUCUUUCCAAAGUUGUGAUAUUUUUUGCCGGAUUCCUCCUGCAUUUCAUCUGGGUUUGGCUUCAAUUCUUCCAAAACAAACAUCUUUAUCUGUUUAGUGUUCCUGGGUUCUCAACCUUCUAUCCCCCUCAUUUUCUUCUGUGUUUGUUGUAUGUUGAUCAUGUGUUUAUUGCCUAAGUUCAGAGGCUUUGGGGUUGAAAUCCCGCUGGGCCUUAGGCUAUGGAGAGACAAUUUGAAUGAUGUAAUUGUUGGUCAUGGUAUGGGGUUCAGUGUGGUUGAUUGAGGAAUAGGAUGAGCAAGAAGAACUGGCAAUUGGGGGGGUUAUGGGUUCUCUAGAUGGGUCUGAUGUCCUCUCCAGAAUUGGAAUUUAGGGUCCAUGGUUCUUAUGAACUUAACUAUAUGGUUUUCAGUUCCUGACAGUACUCUAAUUGCUGUUCCUUUUUUCUUCUUCUAUUUGGUUCCUGUUUCUGCUGUCAAUUGAAAGAGUUCCCAGGGUUUUGAGAGAUAAUGACACUUAAGUCUCGGAUUCAAAACUGGAAGCUUCGAUUUAGUGUGAGGUUCAGGAAAAUGAUGAAGUGUAUGCGCUCUGGGGAGCAGUUGGGAGUCGAUGAUAUGGCUGCUUCGUCUUCUGAGUCUUUGGCAACUAGGGACUAUUCAGCAAGUGGCUAUUCGUCUCGGGCUGCUGAGGUUGAUUCCAAGCUUGAUAAUAGCAACAUUGAAGAAGCAGAGUCGUCCCUUCGCGAGAGUGGGUUUCUAAAUUAUGAGGAAGCAAGAGCAUUGUUAGGGAGGCUGGAGUAUCAAAAGGGAAAUAUUGAAGGUGCACUUCAUGUCUUUGAAGGAAUAGACAUAGCUGCAGUGACUUCUAGGAUGAAAGUCGCAUUAUCUAAGAAAUUGGAUCAUCAGAAUAGGCGCCGGUCCCAAAGUGAUCCUGCUCCACCCAUGUCUAUGCAUGCCAUCAGCUUGCUUCUCGAGGCUGUUCUUCUCAAGGCAAAAUCAUUGCAGGGUCUUGGAAGGUUUUCAGAGGCUUCCCAGUCUUGCAAAAUAAUUUUGGACACUGUUGAGUCUGCAUUGCCAGAUGGUGUAUCAGAACAAGUUGCUGCAGAUUUCAAGCUGCAAGAGAUUCUGAACAAAGCUGUUGAGUUGCUUCCUGAGCUGUGUAAGCUUGCUGGGUCACCUGAAGAAGCUAUAGUAGCGUACCGACGUGCCCUCCUCUAUUACUGGAAUCUGGAUACAGAAACGACUGCUAGGAUACAGAAAGAAUUUGCCAUUUUCCUUUUGUAUAGUGGGACGGAUGCAAUUCCUCCAACGUUGCGUUUCCAAAUGGAAGGUUCUUUUGUCCCAAGAAACAACAUUGAAGAGGCAGUCCUUCUGUUGCUGAUUCUGUUGAGAAAAUUUGCUCUCAGGAAGAUCGUAUGGGAUCCAACAGUCAUGGAUCAUAUAUCUUUUGCAUUAUCUGUCUCGGGGGACCUAAGGGCGCUUGCUUAUCAGGUGGAAGAGUUGCUUCCAGGGACUACCGAAAGGCAAGAGAGAUUUUGUACUUUGGCUCUUUGCUAUCAUGGAGAAGGUGAUAAUGAAGUUGCCCUAAAUCUUCUGAAGAAUUUCCUAAAGGACAGAGAGAGUAAGAACUGCAACAUGGAACUAUUGCUUGCUUCUAAGAUAUGUGCAGAGAUUUCAAUGCAAGUUGAUGAAGGGAUUAAUUAUGCAUGCAGAGCUCUUUGUGACCCUGGAAGAUGUGUCCAAAUAGCAAGCAUUACUAACUGCCUCUUGGGUCUUUUACUAUCGAAUAAGUCAAGAUUGGUUGCUUCUGAUUCCGAAAGGGUUGUAAAGCAGUCUGAGGCAAUUGAGAAGCUUGAACUUGCAGAGCGGACGAUGAAAGAGAAAGACCCGUAUGUUGUAUAUCAUCUGGCGCUAGAAAAUGCUGAGCAGAGGAAGUUAGAUGCUGCACUGACUUAUGCAAAGCAGGCUUUAAGACUGGAAGCUGGGUCUUGCACAAAAACUUACGUGCUUUUGGCUAGAAUACUGUCUGCUCAAAAAAGGUUUGUUGAUGCCGAGACUGUGAUCUGUGCUGCUAUAGAUCAGACCGGUAGGUGGGAUCAUGGUGAGCUGCUGAGAACAAAAGCGAAAAUCCAAGUAGCACAGGGCCACUUAAAGAGUGCAAUUGAGACAUACACUCACCUUCUUGCCAUUCUCCAAGUUCGAACUAAAAACUCUGGCAUGGAGAAGAAACAUCACAAGAGUAGCAGGAACAGUGAUAGGAAGCUGGAGAUGGAGACCUGGCAUGAUCUAGCUAACGUAUACACGAGCAUGUCUCAGUUGCGAGAUGCUGAGGUCUGCCUUUCGAAAUCCAUGGUUAUCAACCCUUUUUCUGCAUCGAGAUGGCACUCCACAGGUGUACUGUAUGAAGCGAAGGGAAUGCACCAAGAAGCACUGGAAGCAUAUAAAGCAGCAUUAGAUGCCGAGCCAACCCAUGUCCCGAGCCUGAUAUCCACUGCUUGUGUCCUCAAAUGCCUCGGGGUCAACUCAUUGCCGGUCAUGAAGAGCUUCAUCACCGAUGCCCUUCGAUUCGACAAACUGAACCAUUCUGCAUGGUACCAGCUUGGAUUGAUCAACCAGGCUGAUCCGAGUGCAUCAGCAACCGAUGCUUUGGAAUGCUUCGAGGCUGCUGCUAUGCUGGAAGAAACUGCACCUGUGGAACCAUUCAGAUGACCCCGGCUAGUGCAGCUUUGUGGCGCUCUAUUAUUAAGCACAGUUAAGGUGUACAUUGUAACUUGAUGAUGCAUUUUCCCCCUAUACAGUUUGUCAGGCAUUAGUAGAUGAUGAUAUACAUAUUGUAGUACCAAAUAGAAGGGGAAAGGAUAGAGGAGGAAACAAUGAUGAAUCAAUAUUUGGCAUUGUUGUCUAAGUUUUACAGGUUUGAGUGAUUUAUUUAGUUCCCUUUGUUGUGAAAGAUUUUUUCAGAUAAGCAGAUGUAUGAUUAAUUACAAAACAGAAUGGAUGUAAAUGUUUAUCAGAAGCCCACAACCUUCGUGCCUGUAAAUGUUUGUCAUUAUGAUCAUACGGCAAAUGUUAACUUUGCCAAUUUCCUUCCUUGAUACAAAAUCAAGAUUUAAAUUUAUGAUGAUACUCAUUAAAAUGUCAUGUUUAUUUCUCAUCCUAUACAAACCCUAAAAAACACAAACCACAUACAAAUUAAGCUAUAAAAGAUCCCAGAAGAAGAUAAGACAAACGAGGAAGUCAAUCUUGGCCAACGCUCUCACCACGUCACUAAUAUUUCAUAUCAUGUCGGUGAUCAUAACACUUGUACUUUAACCGUUAUAGAUUCAAAUUUAGUUUGUAUUUAUACAUUUUUUUUACAAAUUUUUAUAUGAUACAAUGUGAAGUUGUACCAUUAACUUUAACGUUAUGAUAUAAAUUUGGUUUAUACCUAUACCUUUACAAAUUCCUUUAUGGUACAAAUUGAACGUGUACUUUUAACGAGCUUGUAUUUUUUAUACCUAAAAUGUACUAUCUUGAUUAUAGUUAAGAGUUAACACAUAAUAAGCUUGCAGAUCUACUAUAAAGGGGUGGAAAUCCUUGGGGGUAGUGAAAUGGCCUUAAACAUAUUUGAUCCUCAUUAUAUCAUUAGCUUUCAAACCCACUUAGGGGUCGUUUGGAGAAUAUGAAUUUAAAUCUAUAGAUUGUCAACAAUCUAAAGAUUCUAACUCUUUGGAUUGUUGAAAAUAGAUUUUAAAAUGUUUAUUGUUUGGUAACUGAGAUUGUUAACAUUCAAUGAAAAUAAUAAAAAAUUAUUUUUAUAUUAAAUAACGUGUUUAUCCUUAAUAAAAAAUUUGAGUGGUUCGAGAAAUAUUAAAAACUUUGUUGAUAAAUAUAUUUAAUAUGAUAAAUAAAUAAAACAAAGAGAAAAAGUAGGAGGAAAAAAUUUUCUUACGAAUCAAGAUAUAGAAUCUCUCUGAUUAUGAGAGAUUUGAUAUCCGUAGAUUUUAGAGAUUUGAAAUCUCUAAAGCUAAAAUCCACAAUACAAAAAUCAACAAAAAAACAUAACUUUCUACAAAAUCUACGGAUUUAAUGAAUCCACGCCCUAAAUCCCAUUCUCCAAACGACCCCUUAGUAUUGAGAUUAUUAUAUCAUCACAACGGCAAUAUCACAAAUAAGCGGACUUGUAAAUA
Messenger RNA from Linum trigynum, 5411 nucleotides. The record is from the annotation of a GenBank genome assembly. NCBI's taxonomy places the organism in Eukaryota, Viridiplantae, Streptophyta, Magnoliopsida, Malpighiales, Linaceae.